AAAUGUAAAAGCCAUGAACAGUAGAAGAGCGAUUCACUCGAUCUCAGUUCAAAUUAUAAAAAAAAAAGCAAUUAUGAUAACAUAUGUUUUGGUUACACCAAUUAUAGAUAAUUUUCUAUCUUUAGCAAUUAGUAUAUAAGCGAUUAAUGAAGUUUUUUUUGGUAUUCGGUGGGUCGCAUUCUAUCAGUCCGUAAUACCAGUUGGGGUACAAGAUGAUUGGUACAACAAUACUUGGUAUUAUACUUAUGGGUCUUUUUGCCCAUUUCUAUAAAAAUGCUUAUAAGAGACAUGAAAAUUUUCCACCAGGCCCACCGAGUCUCCCAGUAUACGGCGCAUAUUGGUUGGUACUUUUAAAAGGGUUGAACAAUUUACCAAAUGCAUUUAUUAUGAAUGGUGACCUGAUCCAUCUGCCGCAUUACUUCGCGGUGCCAUUCAUUAACGGAGUCAUUCACAUCGUGACUCGUUCGACAGUCCCUAGAUCAGAAUACCACAAGUUGUGGGACGUGGCCCGCGGCGCCCUACUUUUCCAACGAAGCUCAAACGACCUGGGAGCCGCCCUUUCCCUUACGCCCUGCUUGAAAGAUAUUAUGCCUAAAUACAGUGGAUACAAAGACUUGAGAGACGGCAAUCAGGCGCUGCUAGAUUUCUUUACGAAACUUGUAAGGGAAGCGAUAGACACCUUCAAUGAAGAUUACGACAGGAACUUCCUAGACAUUUAUAUCAGAAAAAUGAAUGAGGAGAAGAAAUUAAACAAAACAACGUACUCAGAGGAUCAGUUGGUAUUGCUAUGCACGGACUACAUGUUCCCCGCGGCGUCUGCCGUGCAGGCACUACUCACUAUGUUGGUGGACCGUUUGCUGUUGCAUCCAGAAGCGCAGGACAAAGUGCACGAGGAGAUCGACAGAGUCAUUGGCCGCGACCGCAUGCCUACACUGGACGAUCGCAAAAACUUGCCGUACACAGAAGCUUGCAUUAGAGAGGCUCUCCGCAUGGACACGAUCGUCCCGCUCGGAGUGUCUCACCGCGCCACCUCAGACACAAAGCUGGGCGGAUACGAUAUCCCAGAGGAUACAAUGGUGAAUCUAAACUUCGUGACGCUGCACAUGAGCAAGGAGAUCUGGGGCGACCCGGAGAACUUCAGACCUGAGCGAUUUAUUGAGAACGGACAGUUGCAGCUCAGCAAGGACAGGACGUUACCUUUCGGAGCAGGUCGCAGAAUCUGUGCGGGAGAAACGUUCGCUCGUCAGACAAUGUUCCAGGUGUUCUCGAGCUUCAUGCAGGCGUUCAAGGUUUCUACAGCUGACGGCCUGCCUAAGACCAAGCCGGCGGUGAGGCUGCAAGGCAUCAUCACCUCUAUCCCUGACUGCUGGGUCAAAGUCACGCCGCGAGUUUGAAACUACCGUAUUGUAGAAUCAUUUACAUUUUUCACAAGUUUUAAAUUUAUUGUGAAUAUGAAGUAAAUGGAAUCAAUUAUUGAAAAAUUAAAUAAAAUUCAAAAUUACUAAAAUAUUUUUAAGUACUUUGUAUGUUGGGGUCUUGCACUACUUCGGAAAUUUUUGGGAUUUUUUUAGUAAAACUAUUGAUUUUAUGUUAUUUUCGGGGAUCAAUGGGAUAAAAAUUUGUUAAUUUAAUAUUAAGUUCGUUUUAACUAUUGUUGUCAUUUACUACACUAAAACUGUAAAAAUAUUUAAAAAGUGUAUGUUUCUUUCAACUAAGCA
Papilio polytes (common Mormon) is the source of this 1718-nucleotide messenger RNA. RefSeq names its product probable cytochrome P450 304a1. Gene Ontology annotation, molecular function: iron ion binding; monooxygenase activity; heme binding. The record is from RefSeq and is a predicted model, not a curated record. Lineage: Eukaryota; Metazoa; Arthropoda; Insecta; Lepidoptera; Papilionidae.